GACUCUUUCUGCAUUCGGACUACAAUUGCCUCCCUGACGGUCUCUGGCUCUUAAAGACAAUUGAAGGGGGCUGACCACGGGCCAAUUUAAAGGAAUCCCCUGGCUGUGCAAACCGAGCGCACCCACUGACAUCUUCCAAACAGUGUUGGUUUCCAGUAGCAACGCCUGCCAAACAGAAGAGAAGAAAGAUGGUCCUGAUCACAGAAGACAUGGUACGACGUCGGGCAGAGCAUAACAACUGCGAGAUCCUUUCCUUAGAGGAGGUGUCUUUGCAUCAACAAGAUAUUGAGAAAAUAGAACACAUUGAUAAAUGGUGCAGGGACCUCAAAAUUCUGUAUCUUCAAAACAAUCUCAUUCCCAGAAUAGAAAAUGUAUAUAGAUUGAAAAAGUUGGAGUAUCUAAACCUUGCUUUGAACAACGUUGAACUGAUUGAAAACCUGGAAGGAUGUGAGAGUCUCCAGAAGCUGGACCUCACAGUGAACUUUGUGGGCCAGUUGAGCAGUGUGGAGUCAUUGAAGCACAACAUCCUUCUCCGAGAGCUUUUCCUGGUGGGGAACCCCUGCACUGAGUUUGAGGGCUACAGGCAAUACGUUGUGGCUUCACUGCCCCAACUGAAGUAUCUGGAUGGGAAAGAGAUUGGCAGGUCGGAAAGAAUCCGAGCCAGACAAGGCCUAGAUGAGGUAAGGAGGCGGAUUCGGCAGCAGGAGCAGGAUUACCUGCGGAAGAGAGCGAGUGAGAAAGAGGAGGCCCAGAGAGAGGGAGGAGAGGCGCAGCGGGGGCCGAAAAGGGAAAGCCGCUCCUCUGCUAAAGCGAAGAAUCCUGGCUUUGAUGGUCGCUGGUACACUGACAUCAAAAACACCAUCCCUGUGCCUGAAGAAAACAAUGAGAUCCAAGGGAGAGAUGAGAAAGAGAAGACAAGCUGCCUUUCUUCAGAAGACCAGGAGAGGGAGUUUUGGGAGAAACCUUGUGCCUAUACUCCAGAGUCACGCCUGGAGGCUCACCGCCACCUUGACGAGAAGAAAAAGGCAAAAGAAAGGAAGACUGUGAAGACGCCCAAGGCCCCGAGGACUCUGAUCACACCCAAUGGACGGGUGAUGAAUGUCAAUGAACCCAAGCUGGAUUUCAAUCUCACAGAAGAUGGGGACAAUAACACCAUUGUCUUGGAUCUGGAAGUCUACAGGCAUAUGGACACUUCCCUGAUGGAUGUUGAUGUUCAACCAACGUACGCCCGAGUGACUGUCAAAGGAAAGAUUUUUCAGCUGGUGCUGCCCGCAGAAGUGAGGCCUGACAGCUCGACAGCGAAGAGGUCCCAAAUCACCGGCCACUUGGUCCUCACAAUGCCAAGGGCUCAGGGUGAAAUCAAAAUGACAACACCUCGUCCUCCCAAAGUUUCUCAAAGCAGCCACACACCUGAAGAGAAGACAAGGAAGAGGUUGGAGGUGGAUCCCAGUAAACACUCGGGGGUCGACUUGGCCAACAUUGUCACACGAGAGAACAGGGCUGGAGAGCAGACCUCCUUCUAUGAUAACUUUGUGGACAACCCAGACGUUCCCCCUUUGAUGUGAGAGUGAAAAUCAAAAAUUGGUCUGACAAAUUUGUGAACACAUAAAUCUUCAUAUCAUCUGACAUCAAUGUAAAAAUAUAUUUAAUACAGUAAAUGCAAGAUAUGUCUAUCCAACAGAUCUGUUUGAAUGUUGUGCAAGUCAGAGAUGCUCAUAGAUGUCAGUACAGUAUAUCAUUGUGUAUUAAGUUAUGAUGGUAGUACCACAAACCUUCCUGUACGUGUGUUUAGUUGCUCUGUGGUCCAUUUUUAUUUGAACUGACUUAUAUCCUUUCCUGUUUACAUUGGUGAUGUUCCCCACAUAAAAAAAUAAUAUAGUUUAGUACA
Messenger RNA from Salmo salar (Atlantic salmon), 1888 nucleotides. RefSeq names its product dynein axonemal assembly factor 11 (gene dnaaf11). Gene Ontology annotation, cellular component: cytoplasm. The record is from RefSeq and is a predicted model, not a curated record. NCBI's taxonomy places the organism in Eukaryota, Metazoa, Chordata, Actinopteri, Salmoniformes, Salmonidae. Gene Ontology annotation, molecular function: protein binding. Gene Ontology annotation, biological process: outer dynein arm assembly.